Molecule: messenger RNA, 1583 nt
Organism: Thecamonas trahens ATCC 50062
Lineage: Eukaryota; Apusomonadida; Apusomonadidae
Exons: 1
Coding region: 266-1459 (397 amino acids)
Biological process (GO): cell surface receptor signaling pathway; adenylate cyclase-activating G protein-coupled receptor signaling pathway
Cellular component (GO): plasma membrane
Molecular function (GO): G protein-coupled receptor activity
Source: RefSeq, a predicted model, not a curated record
CUGAGACUUGGCGUCCUCGAGUCAGGGCUUUUCAGACAUCCCAAGCACACGCACGCGCACACACCUGCCCUACUAGGCAGCUCUCAAACGCGUCACUCGGGUAGACGUGACUGACUUGGGGGUGCUGUGGCUAUUGCUGCAGGUGGUGGUGGCAAAGGAGGCGAAAAGGCGUGCCAAGGGCGCGAGUCGGAUUCUGCGAGGCGCAAGCUCGUAGCGAGCGAGGCAAGAGGGGACGGCGGUAGCAGAGCGAGGCGAAACGGGUAGGAUGCUGACGGUGGACGAAGGGCAGCGGCUGCUCCGCUUGCUUCGUGUCAUGUCGUAUGCGUCGCUGGUCUCUUCGUUUCUGGUCGUGCUUACGUUUGCGGUGUUCCCAACGAAGCGGUCGUCGCUGGGGCAAGUCCUCACGCUCUGUUUCUGCCUCUCUGCACUCGGGCUCACCGUUGGGCUGCUGAUCAGCACGUCGUGGGUGUCGCUCGAACAAGUGUUUGCCUCACGGUCUCUUUGCCAUUUGCAAGCGGUGUUCAUCCAGUUCUUUGGCUCGUCAUGCAUCAUUUUCUUUCUGCUCAUCGCAGUCAACCUCUACCGCAUGGUGGUGCGAAAGGGCCUGCACGUGCUGUCUCUGACACGGCGGGCAGCAGCGCUUGAGCAGCGGCGGGCAGAUGCACUCUCUGUGGUCUUUACAUGGCCUGUGCAGGUCUCGAUCGGGUUUAUGUACGCGGUAGUCAUGACGCUCAUUCCGCUAGUGGCCAAUGGCUUUGGCCCGCACCACAUGUACUGCUGGAUUUCAGGCGACGACUGGGGCUUUAUCUUUGGUACGCUCUACGCUGAGAUGCUCGGCUGCCUGCUUGUGGGUGGCUUUCUCUGGCUGCGGAUCGUGUAUCUUGCGCAGCGGAUCCACGCGUUGGCGGCGAAGCGGUCGGCGGCGCAGCGCGAACGGGCCAAGCUUCUGGACCGCAACUCACGAAGCGGGAUGGCUUCAAGUCACGCCUCGGCCCCACUGCUAGGCUCGCCGGCGGGUGGAAACGCAAGUCUGCCGGGUGUGACUAGCGGAAGCAUGCGGAGCGAGGCCUCGCCGCCGAUGGCGCUCCUCGGCUCACCGCACCCGCCGACAGCAACGAUUUCGACGGCAGGCUCAUCAGGCAACUCGUCGGGCCUGAUGGUGGCGCGGCACCUUGCAUUUGUUGCUUGGUUUGCCAUUGUUUUCUCCAUCAUGGCCUCCAACGAACUGUACAUGUACUCGGGCCACAUCUCGUACACCUUUUGGGUUUUUCACGUCCUCGCCCUUGGUGGCAUCGGCGUUUCGACGCUGAUCACAUGCGGCUGCUCCAAACUCAACUAUCGGCUCUGGCGCAAUCUGAUCGUCUCGUGCUGGUCGUCGCCUACCGCCGUCUCGGCAGUUAACUCCCCUGGCCUGCCGUAUGCCCAGACCUCACCGUACGGCUCGACACGGCGGUCGUAGUGGUUGCUGUUAGCGCGCGUAGACACGCGCGGGGUCCGGGUACGGAAUUUAACGAAAGAAAAGAAGCUCAGGCCGUAGACGAGCUUUGUGGCCUGAUCUGUGCAAACAAAGUGGUGGAGAGCGA